Molecule: messenger RNA, 1781 nt
Organism: Acomys russatus (golden spiny mouse)
Lineage: Eukaryota; Metazoa; Chordata; Mammalia; Rodentia; Muridae
Gene: Wdfy2
Product: WD repeat and FYVE domain containing 2
Exons: 12
Coding region: 234-1436 (400 amino acids)
Molecular function (GO): protein binding; metal ion binding
Source: RefSeq, a predicted model, not a curated record
UCCCCGCCCCCUGCUCUCCUAGGUGGCGCCGGCUUGCGGCCGGUGUGGCGGCGGCUGUGUUGGUUCUAGAAGCCGGAGUGGGCACAUUCCCUAGACAGGCGGCAGGGCUAUGGUCGCCGGCUCCCUAAAACCUGAUCCGCAUCUCAGCCUGAUCUUAAGAGCGCGCCGGAGUAGUCUCCUCCUCAGCCCAGUUCCCCGGCGCGUUCGGCUGCUCCCCGGGCGCGCCCCCUCCGAUGGCGGCGGAGAUCCAGCCCCAGCCGCUGACCCGCAAGCCGAUCCUGCUGCAGCGGGUCGAGGGGUCGCAGGAGGUGGUGAACAUGGCGGUGAUUGUGCCCAAGGAGGAGGGUGUCAUCAGCGUCUCGGAGGACAGGACAGUUCGUGUUUGGUUAAAGAGGGACAGUGGACAGUACUGGCCGAGCAUAUACCAUGCAAUGCCUUCUCCAUGUUCAUGCAUGUCUUUUAACCCGGAAACAAGAAGACUGUCCAUAGGUCUAGACAAUGGUACAAUCUCAGAGUUUAUUUUGUCUGAAGACUACAACAAGAUGACACCUGUGAAAAGCUAUCAAGCACAUCAGAGCAGAGUGACGAUGGUCCUGUUUGUUCUGGAGCUGGAGUGGGUGCUGAGCACAGGGCAGGACAAGCAGUUCGCCUGGCACUGCUCCGAGAGUGGGCAGCGCCUGGGAGGUUACCGCACCAGUGCCGUGGCCUCGGGCCUGCAAUUUGAUGUUGAAACCCGUCACGUGUUUAUUGGUGAUCACUCGGGCCAAGUAACCAUCCUCAAACUGGAACAGGAAAACUGCACGCUGCUCACGUCCUUCAGAGGGCACACAGGUGGGGUAACAGCGCUCUGCUGGGACCCGGUCCAGCGCAUGCUGUUCUCUGGCAGUUCCGAUCACUCUGUCAUCAUGUGGGACAUCGGUGGGAGAAAAGGGACGGCCAUCGAGCUCCAAGGACACAAUGACAAAGUCCAAGCCCUGUCCUAUGCACAGCACACACGGCAGCUCAUCUCCUGUGGCGGUGAUGGGGGCAUUGUCGUCUGGAACAUGGAUGUGGAAAGGCAGGAGACCCCUGAGUGGUUGGACAGUGAUUCCUGCCAAAAGUGUGACCAGCCUUUCUUCUGGAACUUCAAGCAAAUGUGGGACAGUAAGAAAAUUGGGCUAAGACAGCACCACUGCCGGAAGUGUGGGAAGGCCGUGUGCGGCAAGUGCAGCUCCAAGCGUUCGUCCAUCCCACUCAUGGGCUUUGAAUUUGAAGUGCGGGUCUGCGACAGCUGCCACGAAGCCAUCACAGAUGAAGAACGUGCACCCACAGCCACCUUCCACGACAGUAAGCACAACAUUGUGCACGUGCAUUUCGAUGCCACCAGGGGAUGGUUACUGACUGCGGGAACUGACAAAGUGAUUAAGUUGUGGGAUAUGACCCCAGUAGUGUCAUGAUGCCUCUCCCAGGGCUAGAAGAUAGUUUUCACUAAAGAAACACUUGUUUGAGUCCGAAGUCCUUACAGGGGAAGUGGAGUAUGGAGAUGAGAGGGAAGAGAAACUGAAGACUCAAAGCGACUGUGCGUCCUCCCUGCACUGUUGCUGAGAACUAAUGAAGGCGCGCUCCCGGGACUCCUUGGUUGUCCAUAACAUAUAAAAGAAGAUAUUUUUUUAUCAAACGGUUUAUACAGCCUGGCUCUGCUGCAUUGUUUUGAGCAUAUUGGAAAAUCUGUGUGGGAUGUUUAAGCUUCUGUAUUUCAGCCUUUCGUACUGCUCUCUGCUUUCUGCGUCAGGAAAACAAAA